This is a messenger RNA of Oppia nitens, 1140 nucleotides long. Its product is annotated as stearoyl-CoA desaturase 5-like. Gene Ontology annotation, molecular function: stearoyl-CoA 9-desaturase activity; iron ion binding. The transcript has 6 exons. Gene Ontology annotation, cellular component: endoplasmic reticulum membrane. The record is from RefSeq and is a predicted model, not a curated record. Gene Ontology annotation, biological process: unsaturated fatty acid biosynthetic process. The coding region runs from base 1 to 1140 and encodes 379 amino acids. Lineage: Eukaryota; Metazoa; Arthropoda; Arachnida; Sarcoptiformes; Oppiidae.
AUGGAUACAAAAUUAGAUCCUAUUGUAAAUGAUGGGUCAGAUCAUAGCGUUAAAUAUGAAUAUAAGAGACAAUUGGUUUGGCGUAAUAUAAUCCUAAUGUUUUUAUUGCACUGUUCAGCCGUGUAUGGCCUAUAUCUGGCAAUUUAUGACUGUCAGUGGUCAACAUUCAUCUGGGGUUACUUUAUUGCUAUAUUUUCGGGAACACUUGGUAUUCAGUGUGGAGCACAUAGACUUUGGUGUCACCGGACAUAUAAAGCCAAACUUCCGCUACAGAUAUUGUUAGUGAUCUUCAAUACGAUGGCACUCGAGAAUGAUAUCUUUGAGUGGAGUCGCGACCAUCGUCUGCACCACAAGUUUUCAGACACCGACGCCGAUCCACAUAACUCUCGGAGAGGAUUUUUCUUCUCACACAUCGGUUGGUUGCUCUGCAAAAAGCACCCGGAGGUCAAAGAAAAGGGAAAAACACUUGAUAUGACUGAUUUGCUAAACAACCCAUUGAUUCGCUUUCAACGAGCAUUUUAUAUACCAUUGGUUAUUGUGUUGUGGGGUUUAAUACCCACAUAUAUUCCAUACUAUUUUUGGGGCGAAUCCCUAUUCAAUGCAUGGUUUACGUGUGUAAUAUUACGCUAUACAUACACUUUGAACAUCACGUGGUGUGUCAAUAGUGCCGCACAUUUGUGGGGAAUGAAACCUUACGACAAUAGCAUUGCACCGGUUGAGGCAAAUAUGAAAAAUUAUUUAAUGGGCGAAGGCUUUCAUAACUAUCAUCACGUAUUUCCCUGGGAUUACUCGGCCAGUGAGUUGGGAACGUGGGAUACCUUCAAUCCGGCCACAACUUUCAUUGACUUGUUUGCGUGGAUCGGAUGGGCAUAUGAUUUGAAAAGGGCGUCCAAAGAUGUGGUCAAUAAUAGACAAUCUAAGACAGGAAACAGUAAUUUUAAGCACACGUCUACUUCAGUGGAGUACAUGAAAGGACUGUCGAUAUUGACACUUCCUUUUUGGACUUUUCCUUUAAUUAGAUACAAUAUCUGGACUAUUAUAAAAUUUGUGUUCACGAGUGUGACUCAGAUAACAUUAGACUCUCAUCAAAGAUUGUACGCUAUAACCAGCACAAUCCAAUCAAAUAUGAAAUUUUUGUAA